Chelonoidis abingdonii (Abingdon island giant tortoise) is the source of this 4251-nucleotide messenger RNA. Lineage: Eukaryota; Metazoa; Chordata; Testudines; Testudinidae. The record is from RefSeq and is a predicted model, not a curated record.
CACGGGGCUGCGCUGCAGCUGUGUGCCUGGGGGAUGAGCGCAAGCAGUCUGGCUGCUGGGGCCUGGCUUGGGUGUAAUCUUGUCAUUCAUUGAAUAAAUGAACUGCAAAGGUAACGGAAUAUUUAUGUAAAUUGUGUAUGUUGUGUUCAUACUUUUAAAUGCAGUGGUGUGUAGCUGUGUCAGUCCCUGGUUAUUAAAGAAACAACGUGGGUGAGGUAAUACUUUUUUUAUUGAACCAUCUUCUGUAGUAGCUUGAAGGCUUGUCUUAUCCACAGAAGUUGAUCCAAUAAAAGGAUACUACCUCACCCACCUUAUCUCUCUCAUACUUUUUAAUUGAAAAUAGUUAUUUUAAGUGCUCUUGCUGGGAAUUUUAUAUACGGGUUAUAUUAUUCACUGUAUCAACAUAACUGUAAAUUAAUAAUGUUUCUGCAUGGAAACUGCCUUAUUUUUAAAUGUAGAAAUGGGAGUGCCUCUGUUCCCCAGGGGAUUAUGCCUAGUUCUUAGAUUGUAUACCUAAAGUGAAGUUUUUCUUACCAUGCGGAAAAAUAGAGGUCGGACCGGUAGAAAGAGAAGAAGAAAACAAUUCAGCAGUUUGCCUUCAAAUGGAGUAAACCAGAGUCACAUACUGGAAUAUAUACAGCUUAGGAAGUGGCUGAAAGAGAGGGGGUUUAAUGACCGUAAUUUAAGACCAGCACAGUUUUCAGAUACAGGAAGAGGUCUAAUGACCACAAAAGCCUUUCAGGCAGGGGAACUGAUUAUUUCAUUGCCGGAGAAAUGCUUGCUCACCGCUGGUACUGUCUUUAGUAGCUACCUUGGGGAAAACAUUGCAAAGUGGAAGCCUCCCAUAUCUCCUUUGAUAGCACUGUGCACAUUUUUAAUAGCAGAGAAAUAUGCUGGUGAGCAAUCUGUGUGGAAGCCUUAUCUUGAUGUUUUACCAAAGACCUAUACAUGCCCUGUUUGUUUGGAUCAAGAAGUAGUGAGACUUCUUCCUGAGCCCUUAAGAAGGAAGGCUCAGGAGCAAAGAACAAUGGUCCAGGAACUGUAUACCUCUUCCAAGUCUUUUUUCUCUUCUCUGCAGUCUUUGUUUACUGAGAAUGUAGCAACUGUUUUUAACUACGAUGCUCUGCAGUGGGCUUGGUGCACCGUUAAUACUAGAACAGUGUACAUGAAGCAUUCACAGAGGAAAUGUUUCUCUAGAGAGCCAGAUGUUUAUGCACUAGCGCCUUAUUUAGAUCUGCUAAACCACAGUCCAAAUGUUCAGGUAAAAGCUGCAUUUAAUGAGCAGACGAGAUGUUAUGAAAUCAGGACAGAUUCACAUUGGAGAAGAUAUGAAGAACUGUUUAUCAGUUACGGCCCUCAUGAUAACCAGCGACUUCUGCUAGAAUAUGGAUUCGUUGCCAUCAACAACCCACAGAGUGGGGUUUAUGUCUCAGCAGAUAUCCUUCUUAAACAUCUCUUUUCAGCAGACAAGCAGAGAAAUAUGAAGCUUUCCAUUCUAAAGGAUCAUAACUUGUUAGAAAAUUUGACAUUUGGAAGAGAUGGGCCAUCAUGGAGACUCCUCACAGCUCUCAAGUUGUUAUGUCUUGGAGGAGAUGAAUUUACCUACUGGAAGAAAGUCCUGCUUGGUGAUAUAAUUUCAGCCAGAAAUGAAGAGAGGAGUUUGAACAUAGCGGCAAAAAUAUGCUUUUCUUUAAUAGAGGAGACACAGCAGGUCCUUCACCAGAUCUGCUUCCUGUGGGUGUCCAAGGCAGAUCUGCAAACUUCAGUACCACUCUUAUAUUUUUACUACAUUUUACAACUGUCAGUGAUGCAGAACCAAUAUAGAUUUGGGGGAAGCGAGCUAUAUUCUAUUCUGACUUGCUCAGCAUCAGCAGAACAGUUAUAAAGUCCCAAAUACAGAGCUGCAUUCUGCCUUCAGUUAUACUUGUGCAACUACAGAGAAGACAAUAGGUCUACAUAGGUGUAACAGCAGCAGGAGCAGAAUUUUCAUUGCUGGUGGCAAUACAUAAGGCAAGAAAUAACCCAGCUUGACUCUCAGAUCCUAAGAUGCAGAGCUGGCAUUUAGGGGGGAAGUGUUGUUGUUUUUUUGUCAGCUGAACAAAUGAAAUCUGGAGUCACUGAAAAAUUAUAAACAUGGCGCCCUACAAUGUCAUCUAACCUGAGUCACUUUUUAGAGUAGAACAUCACUUUAAAGUGAACAUCCUAUGGAUUUUCCUUGAUCUCUUCUGGUGAGUGGCUUCUCGUUUUCACAUUUCUUCAGCGAUAGGGUGGAGAUCAUAAUUUCCUAGUAUUUUUAGACCUAACUGAUCAGAACAAGAUAAGAUAGCAUCAGCUCUCAAGCCCUGUUAAUUAAAGUUUUAAGUACAGUAUGAAAGCAUUUAAAAAUGACACUCCCUAAGGAAGAGAUCUUUAAGUGAUUCUCCAAGGAUGCAUUGCCCCUCUAAGGUUGAACACUCCCUGCAAAUAUAAAAUCUUUUUGAAGAAGGUCCUUGGGAAUUAUCUGAAGUGAUUGCAAGCAUACAGUGCAUCAAUAAUUACAAAUGAACAUCAUAAACAGAAUGCUGGGAAGGGUUUGCAAUAAAUUCUGCCUGGUUUGUUUAAUUACACAGUACACUUGGACUAAGUUUGCUGAACACUUUGCAACCUAUCCUUGUGUUCAUGUUUGCAGAAAAAUUGUGUGAAAUUCAUAGUGUGUCAUCGUUUCAACAUGAAACCAAGAGAAUCUUGGCAUUUGUGACUGAUUUUAGUCAGAUCGAAAACCCAAACUCAGAUGAUGUGACUUCACAGACUAAAAUGGAAAGAAAUCCUCACAUAAUUCCCAUGAAUUUUAUAUUUUAAUAUUCUUUAGAAUGUCUAAAACCCUGGAAAGAAGUUCUAUAUUAUUGUCCAUUUGUAUUCUAUAUUGCCAUAAUGCCUUGGAGCCCUAGUCACGGACCAGGACCCCACUGUGCUAGGUGCUGCACACAGAACAAAGAUACAGUCCCUACCCCAAGGACCUUACAAUCUGCAUAGAGAAAAUAAGCUGACAGCUAAAUACGGGCAGAUGACGGAAUACUAGGAAACCGAGGCAAUACUGUGCAAAUAGACAACAUAGUCAUGGUGGGGGAAGGGGUAGAACACACAAGGAGAGUGAACAGUGUGAUGGUAGCAAAUGACGGAGGUUAGUUCCAUAAGUUUUUGAACGGAGACAAGUUGGUGCAUUUACUCUGGAGGCGAUCAGCUAAAUGGACAGAGAAGGGAAGGAGAGAGUAGAAGGGGCAGGUGUUGAGAGGCUGAGGUGAAGAGACCUGCAGAGGGAAGGGGAGGGUUAGAGUGAACAGCCAUUCAGCACAGGACACAGAAUCAGAGAACAUUCUCAUUUUGACUGGAAUGGCCAGAGAUUCCUACUUUGCCAUUAGUCAUAAUAUACCAGUAAGCAAAGAAUUAAUGUGAAACACAGUUUCUCAUUUAUUGUUUCUGCUAACCAUACAAUGUGCUAAGUUCAGAACAAACACAAAGGUAUUCGGAAACAUAAUACUGAUUGAACUGCAUGAAAUUAGUGUAAUUUCUGUAGAUGUCCACUAGAUGAUGCAAAUGUACUGCAGAAAGAUAGGAAACUACAUUAAGCAAGAAAUAUUUACAUUUGCUGUAUUUUAUAGUUCAAUAUAAGGGAGAGAGUAGCAUUUUUUCAAUGGGCCAUGGUUAUUAUUUGAUUUCUAUAGUUAAGAAAAAUAUCCAUUUGUUGAAUUGCUUUUAGGAUCAAGUUACAAAGUUUAUAUUCUAGUCUGCUGCAACGUUGGUUCCAGGAUACUAGAGAGGCGUGUGCGAGGUACACAGAAGAAUCUUGUCUCUUCCACCGCUAGAAGUUGUCACCUCAACCACCUUGUCAUUUUAGUCCUCUGCAUUUAGAAUAAGACAGAAGCAAAAUCGUUUGAAGGAACUUUCUCUCUUACUGGGCAUGUUUCCAUCUUUUUUCUGUUUUAUCUAUCUUUUUUGUAGUAGCCUCCCCAAAUUUAGAGUAUAUCUGAAACUCCAGUCCAAGACACGAACACAGACCUUGGGUGAAUUCUAGUCUCAUGCUAUUCUGGUUCAACCCCAUUGACUGAGGUCUGGUCUACGCUACAGAAUUCGCUUGAUACAAGGCAGCAAAAGUUGACCUAACUCUAACUCUAAAAUUUCACUCCUGCCAACCUAACUUCCCUGCUAUGAUAAUAACUCCACCUCCAUGAGAGGUAUAGAGUCAAUGUCAAUGUAGUUAGGUCAACACAAUGU